Empidonax traillii (willow flycatcher) is the source of this 1314-nucleotide messenger RNA. It is a transcript of the gene PRDX6, whose product is annotated as peroxiredoxin 6. Gene Ontology annotation, molecular function: peroxiredoxin activity. Lineage: Eukaryota; Metazoa; Chordata; Aves; Passeriformes; Tyrannidae. Gene Ontology annotation, cellular component: cytosol; mitochondrion. Gene Ontology annotation, biological process: cellular oxidant detoxification; cell redox homeostasis. Bases 88 to 762 code for a protein of 224 amino acids. The record is from RefSeq and is a predicted model, not a curated record. The transcript is spliced from 5 exons.
GCGGGGCCCGCGCGCACGCGCAGGGGCGGCCCCGGGAGCGAGCGGAGGGGAGUGGGAAUACCGGGAACACCGGCGGGAUCCGCAGCGAUGCCGGGGCUGCUGCUGGGGGACGAGGCGCCCAACUUCGAGGCGGACACCACGCAUGGCCGUAUCCGUUUCCACGACUUCCUGGGAGACUCAUGGGGCAUCCUCUUCUCCCACCCGCGGGACUUCACCCCCGUGUGCACCACAGAGCUGGGCCGGGCGGCCAAGCUGGCGGCCGAGUUCAGCAAGCGCAACGUGAAGAUGAUCGCGCUCUCCAUCGACAGCGUCCAAGACCACCUCUCCUGGUGCAAGGACAUCAACGCCUACAACGGGGAACAGCCCAUGGAGAAACUGCCCUUCCCCAUCAUCGCUGACAAGAACCGGGAGCUGGCUGUCCAGCUGGGCAUGCUGGACCCGGACGAGCGGGACAAGGAUGGCAUGCCCCUGACUGCCCGUGUGGUAUUCAUUUUUGGUCCGGAUAAGAAGCUGAAACUCUCUAUCCUGUACCCAGCCACCACCGGGAGAAACUUUGAUGAGAUCCUGAGAGUAGUGGACUCUCUCCAGCUGACGGCCUAUAAGAAAGUUGCUACUCCUGUGGACUGGAAGCCCGGUGACAGCGUCAUGGUUGUGCCCACCUUACCUGAUGAGGAAGCCAAGAAGCUCUUUCCCAAAGGAGUCUUCACGAAGGACCUCCCAUCAGGCAAGAAGUACCUGCGUUACACCCCGCAACCGGAGUGAGGUCUGUCCAUCCAUCCCGCCGGGCUGCACGCCCCUGGAGCCUUCCCCGUGCCCAGCUCCUGCCCCUCUGGCACCACACGAUCAAGCACUCUUGUACCAUCACACUUAUAGUACACACAGUACAAAAUCCUCCCCGUCCCGUUCAUCCCCCACUUGCCCUCAAAACUAAACCUCUGGGUGUUUUCUUGCCUUGAAUCAGCCCCACAAGGAAGGUGAGCAGACCAGUGAGGGGUCCAGGGCUCGUGCUGUGGAGUCUCUCCUGUUUGGUACCAGCCAAGGUUUUUCCAGAGGCAUGGUGAGAAGUGUGGUGUCAGCAGCCAGGCCCCAAAGGGGCAUCCUGCUGGGACAGGCAGGUCUGUGGGCUCCAAACUGCUGCGUGCCUUUCGAAGCAGCUGUCACUAACACGUUAACACCUUUGGUCCCAUGAGUAAGGGAGGAGCUGCAGAGCCAGAUCUCUCACUUCUUACUGCUUUAUCAUCUCUUGCUGGAGGUUGAUUGUUUUCGGGUUUAAUGGAGGAGGGAAUCAAGCAAAUAAACUGACCUUCAGUACUA